UCGAUUGGCUGUCCCGCCUGCCAAUCAAGAGUGGUUAGGCCGAAGCGGCCAAGUCAGCUGAAAGCAGAGAAGUCGGAAGUUUUGUGAAGUGACCAGUAUCGCCAAGUGACCAGCGCAGGACGCACAGACGACUCGUAGCAACUUGCAGAAAAAAAAAAAAAAAAAAAAACGAAGUACUCGUGUCAGUUGAACACCCGCAAGUGGUAGUAUUUGUUUACACAACUUAGAAAUAGUUUAUUCUGGCGGGGGAGAGUCGGUAACUUAGAAGCGCUACAAUGCAAGAAGUGUCGGACUGCUCGCCCGCUCUGGCGUUCGAGAAGGACGCGUUCGAGCUCACCGUGGAGGACGUGUACGACAUCUCCUACGUCAUAGGCCGGGACCUGCUCAAGAUCGGUGGCCCCGGGGACGUGCUCUCUGGGCUGCAGUUCAAGAUCGUGCGCGUGCUCGAGAUGUUCGAGACCCUGGUGAACAAGUACAACCUGACUAUGGAGGAGCUGAAGAUGGAGCGGGAUAACCUGAAGGGCGAGCUAGAGCGGCUCCUGGGCGAUUGCGCGAUCGAGCACGGCACGCAAAUGCUCGGCCCAGACAAGUUGGUGGUGGACCUGAAGGACCCCAACCGGCCACGCUUCACUAUGCAAGAGCUUAAAGAGGUGCUUCAGGAGCGGAACCAGCUGAAGGCCCAGCUGCUGGUGGCCCAGGAAGAGCUGCAGCUCUACAAGAGUGGAGUUUUGCCCCGGGCAGAGCUGCCAAUGUCAGAGGUAGAUCUGGAGUCCUCGCCCCCAGCUAGCCACAUCUCAGAGAAUAAAGAGGAUGGAAAAGAAGAGAAGACCACAAUCAGAAAACUGUUUUCAUUUCGAAAGAAAUAAACUUCUGGGCAUCUUGUGGAUUUCGUGUUUUCCCCAAGCUGUAAAGGGGAGCAGUCUUAUAAGACUGAAAGGCUGGGAUCAGCUGCACUACAAACCUGCGCAUCUGAACUGCAACUCAUCAGGACUGAACAGCUCAAGGGCUGCUUUGAACACCCGAUGAUAAAUUGCAACAUCCAGCCUACUUCUGAAUCUAAUGUUGAGCGCAAAGAAACAUGGUGACAGUUUAGUAUGUACAGAAAUAUUGUGCCAAACAGUUGCACGCAUUACAUUUUCCAUGUUGGUGUGUAAAACUUGCCAGUUUACUCUCGUAUCAGUUCAUAGUUUUAGAUCAUCUAUUUUUAAACGGUUAUGGAAUUUUAAUAAAGUGAAUGUGUUAGA
Molecule: messenger RNA, 1244 nt
Organism: Scleropages formosus (Asian bonytongue)
Lineage: Eukaryota; Metazoa; Chordata; Actinopteri; Osteoglossiformes; Osteoglossidae
Gene: rilpl2
Product: Rab interacting lysosomal protein-like 2
Exons: 4
Coding region: 276-866 (196 amino acids)
Biological process (GO): cilium assembly
Cellular component (GO): cytoplasm; ciliary basal body
Molecular function (GO): dynein light intermediate chain binding; protein dimerization activity; small GTPase binding
Source: RefSeq, a predicted model, not a curated record